Ictidomys tridecemlineatus (thirteen-lined ground squirrel) is the source of this 3269-nucleotide messenger RNA. It is a transcript of the gene Ncdn, whose product is annotated as neurochondrin. NCBI's taxonomy places the organism in Eukaryota, Metazoa, Chordata, Mammalia, Rodentia, Sciuridae. The record is from RefSeq and is a predicted model, not a curated record. Gene Ontology annotation, cellular component: dendrite. Gene Ontology annotation, biological process: regulation of neuronal synaptic plasticity; neuron projection development.
AUGUCGUGUUGUGACCUGGCUGCGGCGGGACAGUUGGGCAAGGCGGGCAUCAUGGCCUCGGAUUGUGAGCCAGCUCUGAACCAGGCAGAGAGCCGAAACCCCACCCUGGAGCGCUACCUGGGAGCUCUCCGUGAGGCCAAGAAUGACAGCGAACAGUUUGCAGCCCUGCUGCUAGUGACCAAGGCAGUAAAAGCAGGUGACAUCGAUGCCAAAACCCGACGGCGGAUCUUUGACGCCGUUGGUUUCACUUUCCCCAACCGUCUCCUAACCACCAAGGAGGCACCAGAUGGCUGCCCUGACCAUGUUCUCCGUGCCCUUGGUGUGGCCCUGCUGGCCUGUUUCUGCAGUGACCCUGAACUGGCCACCCAUCCUCAGGUCCUGAACAAGAUCCCCAUCCUUAGCACCUUCCUCACAGCCCGGGGGGACCCUGAUGAUGCUGCCCGCCGCUCCAUGAUUGAUGACACCUACCAGUGCCUGACAGCUGUAGCAGGCACACCCCGAGGGCCCCGGCACCUCAUUGCUGGUGGCACCGUGUCUGCCCUAUGUCAGGCAUACCUGGGUCAUGGCUAUGGCUUUGACCAGGCCCUGGCACUCCUGGUGGGGUUGCUGGCUGCUGCAGAGACACAGUGCUGGAAGGAGGCGGAGCCCGACCUGCUGGCAGUAUUGCGGGGCCUCAGUGAGGAUUUCCAGAAAGCCGAGGAUGCCAGCAAGUUUGAGCUCUGCCAGCUGCUGCCCCUCUUCCUGCCCCCAACAACCGUGCCCCCUGAAUGCCUCCGGGAUCUGCAGGCUGGAUUGGCGCGCAUCCUGGGAAGCAAGCUGAGCUCCUGGCAACGCAACCCUGCCCUGAAGCUGGCAGCCCGCCUGGCACACGCCUGCGGCUCUGACUGGAUCCCAGCGGGCAGCUCUGGGAGCAAAUUCCUGGCCCUCCUGGUGAAUCUGGCAUGCGUGGAGGUACGGCUAGGCCUGGAGGAGACAGGCACAGAGGUGAAGGAGGAUGUGGUGACUGCUUGCUAUGCCCUUAUGGAGUUGGGGAUCCAGGAGUGUACCCGCUGCGAGCAGUCACUGCUUAAAGAGCCACAGAAGGUGCAGCUUGUAAGCAUCAUGAAGGAGGCCAUCGGAGCUGUCAUCCUCUACUUGCAGCAGGUGGGGCCAGAGAAACAGAAGGAACCCUUCGUGUUUGCCUCGGUUCGGAUCCUGGGUGCCUGGCUGGCCGAGGAAACCUCAUCCCUGCGUAAGGAGGUGUGCCAGCUGCUGCCCUUCCUCGUCCGUUAUGCCAAGACCCUCUAUGAGGAGGCGGAGGAGGCCAAUGACCUCUCACAGCAGGUGGCCAACUUGGCCAUUUCCCCCACCACCCCAGGGCCCACCUGGCCAGGGGACGCUCUCCGGCUCCUUCUACCCGGCUGGUGCCACUUGACUGUCGAAGAUGGACCCCGGGAGAUCCUAAUCAAGGAGGGGGCUCCUUCACUUCUUUGCAAAUACUUCCUGCAGCAGUGGGAGCUCACAUCCCCUGGCCAUGACACCUCAGUGCUGCCUGAUAGUGUGGAGAUCGGCCUGCAGACCUGCUGCCACAUCUUCCUCAACCUCGUGGUCACUGCACCAGGGCUGAUCAAGCGUGAUGCCUGCUUCACAUCUCUUAUGAAUACUCUGAUGACGUCUCUGCCCGCGUUGGUGCAACAACAAGGGAGGCUGCUUCUGGCUGCCAAUGUGGCCACCCUGGGCCUCCUUAUGGCCCGACUCCUUAGCACAUCUCCAGCUCUUCAGGGGACCCCAGCAUCCAGAGGUUUCUUCGGAGCCGCCAUCCUCUUCCUAUCGCAGUCUCAUGUGGCACGGGCCACACCUGGCUCUGACCAGGCAGUACUGGCCCUGUCUCCUGACUACGAGGGCAUCUGGGCUGACCUGCAAGAGCUGUGGUUUCUGGGCAUGCAAGCUUUCACAGGCUGUGUGCCGCUGCUGCCCUGGCUGGCCCCUGCCGCGUUGCGUUCCCGCUGGCCACAGGAGCUGCUCCAGCUGCUAGGCAGUGUCAGCCCCAACUCCGUCAAGCCUGAGAUGGUGGCCGCCUAUCAGGGUGUCCUGGUGGAGCUUGCACGGGCCAAUCGGCUGUGCCGGGAGGCCAUGAGGCUGCAGGCAGGUGAGGAAACGGCCAGCCACUACCGCAUGGCCGCCUUGGAGCAGUGCCUGUCAGAGCCCUGAGGGGUGUCCACUGGGGACAGACCCGGGGGCGGGCAGCGAGGGAAGGAGGGAGGAGGCAUCUUCCCUGAAGCCCCCAAACAAGAACCCCCUCCCCAGACUCCUUCCCCCCAAAACACCCCAGCUUUCUGGCUUUUCUGAGGGCAAGGGCAUGGUGCCCACUCCUCAAGUGUAAGGAACUGCGUCCCGCCCCCCAGGCCCCCAUGGGGGCAGGGAUCGGCUUGGAAAUCAACGUGGUUGUCCCCGCCAGGCCGGGGAAGGUUGGAGAAGCCCCCAGGGAGGGGGGCAGUAGGUGUCAUUGUGCCCAAUGUCUGGCUCCCCUGCAGGAGGGAGGCCCCAGGGUAGGUCAGGGCUGGCAGGAGCUGAUUGCCUCAGCCCAAGUGCCCUGCCGGCCAGGGCGUGGCCUCCCCUAGGCUGUGGUGCCCCUUCUGGCUCCCCAGGUCCACGUCCUUUAAAUCGGCCAUAUGGCUCUUGCCCUUGGCCUCCUUGGGCAGAGAGCAGGCUCAGGCCAUUGAAAUCACAGUUCUUCCUUUCAACCUCAGUGACCCAGGGUCUGAACUGCCCCUAUCCUUUCAGGGCAACCUGGGGCAGACAGGCUAGUGUCGGGGGUGGGGAACCUCCUUCCACCCAGGCUUCCUUAAGAGAACCCAGGAGUCCUUGGGCCCGGGUCUCUAAGCUUAUGUGUCAUGUUGCAGCAGAGUGCCAGUGGGGGUUGAGGGUUAUUUAUUUUGCUUGUAUUUAUCCCUGCUUGGACACCCGAGCAUCUGAUUUCUGUCCUCUGUGCCAUCUGGCCUGGCCAGAGCCAGGAACAGGAGGAACACCUCCCCAGAAUCCGCAUGUUUCCCCAGUGAUCGCACCCCAUUGCCACCGUGGUGCCUGGCUUCAGCUCCCACCCCUGUUAUUACUCCUCUGCAGAGAGACGCGACUGGCGGCUCCAGCAGGGACUACUUUAUGAACCUGGGGAGGGAUCCCCCACAUCUGAUCCCUUGCUUCCCCUCGCCCUCCCCCAGUGUGUUCUGUGAUCAUCACAUUCAAAGCUGUGCACAUGUGGACACUCAAUAAAUGUUCAUUGGUGACAAGAA